Messenger RNA from Triticum turgidum subsp. durum (durum wheat), 591 nucleotides. Lineage: Eukaryota; Viridiplantae; Streptophyta; Magnoliopsida; Poales; Poaceae. The record is from the annotation of a GenBank genome assembly.
AUGUUCACUUCCAAGCUGCAUAACCUGUGCCAAAAGCUGCGGUGGCCGGGGCCGGCCUACGCCGACCGGCGCGAGGGCCCGGACCACGCGCCGACUUUCCAUGCCACCGUGGCCGUCGGCCGCGCCGUGUUUCGCUCGCCGGCGGCACCCGGGCCCCGCACGCGCAACCAGGCGCGGGAUCUCGCCGCCAGGGCAGCCUUCGAGGUCCUCGCCGGCUGGGAAGCCCCUCCGCGGCUACAGCUACUGCCCGAAACACAAGUUCCUUACAAGUGUCAGUUGCAAGAUUAUGCUCAGAAGAGACAAAAAGAUUUACCAUUGUAUCACACCAUUCAGAGUGGUCCACUUCACCUGCCAAUGUUCAGGUCAACAGUCACCAUAGAUGGCCGCACUUUUGAAAGUCCGCAAGACUACAACACAAAAAAGAAGGCAGAAUCGGCUGCUGCGGCAGCUGCCCUAAUGGCAUUAGCUGACCAAGCAAAACCACUGGAGAAAAUGCUACUGUGCCAUGUAGCAGUGCUCAACGCCAAGAUACAUGGAGUUGAGAUAGCCAAGUUCAACCCCAUGUUGGUUCGAACAAGGCAAAAGCGUUAG